AUGUAUCUACUCAGAAUCCUCACAGCGCUCAUCUGCGCACACCGAGCACUCGCUCUCACCACCGGCAGCCCGUACACCUCAUCCCUAGCCCAGCAUGCCCUGCAAAAGGUCCUCCACGACGCCUCAGAGAUAUUCGGCCUCCCGGCUCCGCCCUCCACACGCACCAACGUCUCCCUCUCCACCUGGAUGUCCACGUACCCGGACGAGGCCCUUCUGACCUCGCUCACCAUCCCAGGCGCCCACGACGCGGCGACGUGGAACUACAGCGGGGCGCGGCAGGCGGCCCUGCGCCCCGUCACGGACCUGCUGAACGCGAGCCUGUCGGAUCCCCGCGCGUACCGGUGCCAGCGGCGCAGCGUGGCGGCGGCGCUCGAGGCCGGGGUGCGGUUCUUGGACCUGCGGUACGCGCCGGACGCGACGGGGACGCGGCUCGUGUUCUGGCACCGUGAUGCGCUGCUGGGCGAGGCCGCGGGCGUCGAGGAGCUGCUGUUCGCCGUCUUCGCGUGGCUGCGGGCGCACGCCUCCGAGGCCGUCCUUCUCAGCCUGCAGUACGAGGGCGCCACGAGGGCCGGGGCGGCCAACUCGGCCGCCGUACAGCGCAUGCUGUUCGACGUGCUGACGUCGCCGGCGGCUCGGUCGCAUCUCCUGCAGACGCGCGCCUUGGGCACGUUGGGCGAGGCGCGCGGGAAGGCCGUGCUGGUGAGGCGGUUCGACAUGGACCAGCUGCCGGCGGAGUACGAGGAGGCACUGCCAGGCGUGCACCUGUCGCCGGCGCAGUGGGUCGAUAACUCGGCCAAUAUCACGUUGGUUUACAACCAGUCCACGGGUGCCACGGCAUACAUCGAAGAUCUUUACUCGCCGGACUCGGUGCCACUGAGCGCGAAUGCGAGUUCCAACAUUGCCGCGAAGCUAGAGGCCGUGGCUACUCACUUGCACGAAGCAGCUAAUGGAUCCGAGGAGGAUUUGUUCGUCACGUUCGCGUCUGGUCAACGGUUAGAUGCUGAGAUACCGGUGUAUCCCGAAACCAUGGCGUUGGGGAGCGGGACGAAGGCAACACCGGACGGAGGCGUGAACCAGCAGCUCCUGCCAACACUGAAGGAAUUGGCAGGGAGGCGGCUGGGUAUUGUGGUAUUGGAUUUUUGGGACGAACCAGGGGCGUUGGUAGAAGCUGUUUUGGGGCUAUAG
Molecule: messenger RNA, 1185 nt
Organism: Neoarthrinium moseri
Lineage: Eukaryota; Fungi; Ascomycota; Sordariomycetes; Amphisphaeriales; Apiosporaceae
Exons: 1
Coding region: 1-1185 (394 amino acids)
Biological process (GO): lipid metabolic process
Molecular function (GO): phosphoric diester hydrolase activity
Source: RefSeq, a predicted model, not a curated record